Penicillium alfredii is the source of this 831-nucleotide messenger RNA. RefSeq names its product alpha/beta hydrolase. Lineage: Eukaryota; Fungi; Ascomycota; Eurotiomycetes; Eurotiales; Aspergillaceae. The transcript is spliced from 2 exons. Bases 1 to 831 code for a protein of 276 amino acids. The record is from RefSeq and is a predicted model, not a curated record.
AUGGCUUCGCAACAAUUUUCUGUCGUGCUUUGCCAUGGCUCUUACCAUACGCCAGCCCCAUACCAGCCACUGAUUGAUGCACUGACGGCGCGGGGGAUCGACGCCUACUGCCCCCAGCGCCCCUCGUGCGACCUCUCCAGGCUCAAUGUCGGCGACGUUCACAACCCCGACUUUGACCGUGAGCCUCCUCCCGGAGGUUAUCCUACCGCAGAGGAAGAUGCCACUGAAGUUGGCAAGCUGGUGGAUCAAUUGAUCGCAGAGGGCAAAUCAGUGCUGCUGGCAGGACAUUCCUCGGGCGGCUGGGUGGCCGCAGAGGCGGCUCAACCUGCGCGACAAGCCCAUGUCCGCGCGCAAGCCGGCCAUUCCGGCGGCAUCAUUGGUAUCUUUUUUAUUGGGGCCUUCAUUAUCCCCAAGGGAGAGUCGGUUGACAGUUUCUUCCAACCGGCGGACGGCGAGCCUGUUGCGCCUCCUUUUGUGCGCUUCCACAAAUUUGGCAUGGACGGAUUAGGCAUUGUGGUGGAUGCACCUCGGUUUUUCUUCAAUGGCGUAGAUGAUGCUGCUGCGCAGAAGUGGGCGGCCACGUUGACGGCAGCUCCGAUCAUGACGAGUCCUCUCACCCAUGAUCCCUAUUCAACUCUGCCUUGUGCGUAUCUGGUGUUGGAGCAGGACUGUGCAUUGCCAAAGGGGUAUCAAGAGGGGAUGGUGGCGAUGCAGAGCUCGAAGAGUAAGCCUUUUACUAUCUACCGGGGCCCAUGUGGCCACUCGCCGCACCUGAGCUGGACGAGUGGACUGGUGGAGACGAUCGAGGAGUUUCGCAAUGGAAUAGCAUAG